CUUUUUUUCGCGUCUCCGCUCCCUGGAGCGGGCAUGCGUAGUAGCAGAGUGGAAGCAGCUGGGGGCGGGGCGGUAAGGGCUAACUGGAGCCCUGGACUCUUUGACUCCCGAGGAAACUACAGAACCCAGGCGCUCGCGCGCCAGCUUUGUCGCAGCUGGAGGGGCAGGGUCAGGCAUGCACGAAAAGCUUCGCGGUAUAAUUGGUUAUUUCCGAUUGUGCUUACUUCUCUAGGCAGAUAGCAAUUGGUUACUUUACUUAGAAGGCAGGGACAAGGAAAGAGUCAUCCCCCUCUGGCUCCGCCUCUUUACUGAGGAAAGGUUGUGAUUGGUCCGGGGGCGAGGCGGCUGUCGGAUCCUGGCUCUUUGCAGGCUUUGGGGGGGUGGCCCUUAUCUGGACGCGGGAGGAGACUGUUCUUUGCCCCUGAAGCGGUGGGGCAAGCCAAGUGCGUCUCAGGCAGUGCUCCUUCAGCGCUCGACCUAAACUCCUGGCUCUUAGGCCUUCGUCUCACAGCACCUGCUUCCUUUCCCUAAGUUGCCCUUCACCUCCCUUCCCCUUAAUUCUAGCCCGCAGCCUGUCUGGUUUCAGUUCUUUUCUAAAGCCUUUUUAGAAUGACCCUAGUGAACCUUUCUGUAGCUGUCCAGGAGAUCCCCUUUGGAGCCUGAGAAUCAGGCUAUAGUGGGACAAUAGGACUAGAAGGACGAAAACUAGUCGUGGUCUCAUUCCCUCUGCCUGUGGGUCUUGGUCUCUCAGCCGAAGAGACAGCAAGAGAGGCUUCUGGCCUCUUAAAACUAAUCCACUAAUCUGGGUGCUGAGCAGAACACUUACGUUUGGGUCCCAGAGCUCCAGUCUCUCCUCCCCAAAGUCUCAUGACCACGGGUUGAAAGAUGUUGGAAAAUCUUGUGACCUUGGAGAGAGAUCACGAAAAUGUCUGGUUCUAAUGAGUGUCCUGAGAAUGGGUCAGGUAGCGGAGGUCCAGGGCAAUUUUGGAAUGAUCAUGAGGAACGCUGGAGGGGGACGGGGAAUUGAGCUGAGUGGAUUCCAAUUGGGUAAAACUGGAGUGGUGACAAUUAGGGAAAGGAAAUCUGGCAAGAUCGGCAUGGCAGGGGGAGCAAUGCUAGAGCUCUGGGCGGGUGGGGGGUAUCCCACGUUGAAGGGCUUCUGUCUCUGGGAAUAGGAAGGAGUUUAUAAGACUGGUCAUAGGGGGCUCCGACGGAAUCAGCGUAAGGCCCGAGGUGCGACUGUCAUAGGACACCGCCUGCAGGGAGGUGAGGGGCCCAGAAGGGCCAGGGACGAGCCUGGAGCGCGCCGGAUGGCAGCAGCAGGCUCCUUUAAGAGGCCGGCGGCUCCAGCGCAGCAUCCCCCGCUCAGGGCGUGUCCGUCCCGGGGGGCCAGGGGCGGGGGCCUUGGAAGGAGCGGGAGUUCAAGCCGAGUGGGCAAGGGGCUCGGGGUCGGAGGGGAGGAAGCUGGGGCUGACACCCGUGCACCCGGACACCGCACGAGCCUCGCCUGUGACAGCGCCCCGGGUCCGGUCGAGGGCAGCGGGGGGAGGAGAGAAGGAGGAGGAGAAGGAGGAGGAGGCGGGAGCAGCAUCCGGAGCCGAGCUGCAGCAGCGCCGCCUUUUGUGCUGCGGCCGAGGAGCCCCUGAGGAGGAAGAGAGGGAAGGAGGAGGAAGAGUUUGGGCCCUCUCAGGGAAGGAAAGGAAGGACGGGGCCUGAUGUGCCCACCGCCUGCCUCACCACCACCCCCACUCCCACACUCAGCCCGCUGCACCUGAGGAUUAGAGGGUGCGAGCACCUGUUCCUGGACGCCCAGGUGAUGGCCCUCCUCCCCUUCCCUCUGAUGCCCCCAAUCCCCUCCAGCUGUGGUAUUCACCUUCUCCAUCCAGCUGUUGCUUCUUCCCCUCCCCCAUUCAUUUGUGGUUUUCUCCCUCUUUCUCUCCAUCUCCUCUGGCUCCCCUAACCCAAUUCCCCAGCCCAGGUCUUUCAAGAACCUCAUCCCUUUCCCCCACACAUUUCUCAAACUCCCUGGCUAAAAAAUAAGCAAGAAUCUGUUCCACACAGUUGUGCCUCCUGAUUAACUAUGGCCUUGGCUCAGGGGAGGGAAGAGGGGGUCAGAGGCUCUAUAGAGAGGGGAAGGAAAUCAGUGGGGUGUCCCUUAGCAUAGAAGGAGUCCCACCUUUGGGGACUUUAACUCUGCACCUGCUCCCUCUUGAGAGAAGAGUGGGUGGGUGGCCCUCAGCCAAGAAGGAGUGUGCCUGAGGUCUCUCCCCAACCCAGAGUCCUCUCAGCCACAACCACCGCCUCCCUCCAAAUGACAUUUCCCUUCCAUCUCGCAGGAUGGACUCCGUGGCUCUGGGAGCUCUGAUUGUCACCUGGAGGGUAAUAUCGAGGGAAGGCAAGCACAAGGGAUUCUGGAAGGAAAGGGGCCAAGAGCUCCCUGGCCUUCCUGUCCAGACAGCAAAGUUUCCCAGAGCGCUAUUCAGGGCCUGCUCUCUCCCAUCUCACACUUCAGGGUGGCCAAGAGUGCUUACCCUCUUGGGGGGGAAGUGCCAGCCACUCAUCCGUUCUCCCAGUGGGGACUGAGGUGACGCUAGGGAGACCAAAGGUGUGAUAUCCCAACUCCAGCACCCAUGAAAACACAACUAAAUACCCAUCCCCGAAUUAAACCCAGCUAUGGGCAGAGGAGACAAGAAGUUUAAGUAAGGACUGGCUUUGGACAUCCUGUGUGUCCUUACAGCUAAGGAUGGCAGGACCCCUCUCAAACCAACUGCUGUGUCCCCAUCCUUCCCCUGGAGGUGACAGAAUGGUCAUCUGGCUUCCAGGAAGAAGACCCUAAAUCCUAGUGCCCACCACCCCAAACUUGCCCAGUGGCAUCUCACAUGUGGUCCUCCCUCUCCCCUGCCUGGCCUGGGGAGGAAGAAGGGACUAGAAGUCCCUCCUGGGGCAGAAGGAGGAUACUGUGGAGACAGGCUAGCAGGUGACACGUGGGCUUCAUGAGGGGUUGACCACAGCGACUGGUCUGUCUUGUUUGCUUCCAGGAGGACCAGGGUCAUCUUUGCUUUUGGGGAAGGUGCUGAGGUAGGAACACUAGGGCUGAGGGGCCUCAGGGUCAUUCAGGACAAAGAGCCCUUGGCCUUGGGUUCCUUCUCGCGGUGCUCUUCUUUUUGCCCCUUGCGUUUGCCCACCUCCCUUUCCACCCGUACCCUCUCUACUGCAGAUGAGGAAAAGGGGAAGAAGGGAAGGGAAUCAUAUUUAUAAAAGAAAUCCUGCUCCUGCUUGUUAGGCACUUUUCGGCGUGGCUCGUGUUUCUAGGGAGCUUCAUGCUUCGUGUGUGCCGGGUCCUGGGCCAGGAACCUUGCUGAGAUUCUCUCACUAGUGUUAAAAGACUAAGAGUUGAGUGUUCUUUUCAUCCCUGUCUUAGGGAUGAGGAAACUGAAACUUAAAGAAGUAAUUUCUUUAAACUUUGGGGGAAGAGCUUAGGUCUUGGACUUAGGGCUGUCUAACCCAGAACCACUGUGUUCUAGACUGUAUGACCGCUGUGACAGGGGUACCUCAAUCCGUUCAGAGAGAAGAAACAGGUUUGUUCAGAAGUGUCUUACUCCAGAUUGCCUGCCUGGUCAGGAGCAGAGACAGGACAUCAACCAAACCUCUCUAAUUCCCAGGCUACCCACUCACCCACUGUCCCAAGCCGGGUGACAGGAGCAGAUGGGCACUCCUGAUUUUUAUUUCCUCAUUUUCAAUUCAAAAUCUGAUUUUUUUUUAAUUUUAAAAGCAAUUGAAACUUAUUACUGAAAUAUUAGAAAAUACAGAUAAGCCACAAGAAGGAAAUAAAAGCAUCCACAACUCCACCUACCUAGAAAUGGUUACACUUCGGUAUCUGUCCUUCCAGAUCUUUUUAUAUUUUUAUUUCUUUAUGAUUUUUGAUCUUCCAGAUCAUUUUAAAUGCACAUCCACCCCAGGAACUAUUUGCUUAAAUGUGCUGUACUUCUUCCGGGUCUACCUAAGGGCCUGAGUAGGAGGGACAUUCUGGCGCUUCAUACUCUGCUUCUACCCCUCCUUUCCCUUCCCUCCUGACCUUAAAGGGUAGGGCUGUGGGGUGAUCCCGGGCUACGUUGGCCAGGGGUGAGUAUGUGGUGCAGGCCUUCUCCCUUAGUCCAGAGGAGGUGGAAUGAUAGGAUUUGUAGAGGAAGGACUGAGGGUCUGGUAGCAAAGAGGCCAAUGACUGGGGACUCCAGCGCCCCAUGGCCACUGGGACCCGAUAUUGAGAAAAGUCCUGCGGAAUUAGAAGGUCUGAGACCCAGUCUGCCUUCUUCUGGUCAGACGAAGAGCUGGCCUCUCCAGAAGCCACAAAGACAGACCUGGUGUCCAAGGACAGUCAGGACCCAGGCAGUGUGCUCACAUCAUUCCCCACAUCAUCUUAAACUGUCCCCACCCCAGAAGGUAGAGGGGGCCUUGAAGGGGUAACAUUCUUCAACUUGUGGCAAAACUAAGGUUCUGGCUCUGAUCUCUCCAAAUCCAAAGUUAGCUCUUUUUUCCUAAAUAGCCCUGCCCCCUCCCCCUGCCCUGUUUCUGCCCAGCUGACUGGAAGAAGAGGUGGUGGCACCAGGGGGGGCAUCUCAGGACUUGACCUGUAUGAGGCUGGGGGGUACCUGGAUUUAGGGGUGAUCUCCAAUUUACCCCAAGUUUGUUGGGGAAGACAUUUCCCCCUGAUGAAGGCACUGACAAAGUUGUAGUGCCUUCCAUCUGAAAAGAACCCUGUAUUCAAAAAGAAAAACAGCUGCAGCCGGUGGCCAGGAGGCAAGGUCAAGAGGGGUCAUGGUCCUUUAUCCUAUCAGGAUCUCAAAGCCUGUAGAGAUGGAACUAGCAUUGUGCCCCAGAAUCUUGGGUUUCCUUUCCCUGUGAAGACCUUGCUUCUCACCCUCACUCAAGAGAGAAGAACAUCCCUCUUUUUCCUGAGGACAAACUGAGGUCCAGGGCAGUGGUGAGUGCUCAGUGUGAGAGCCUGCAAUUUAGACAGAUGGCCUAGCCUCUCAGCUGAGCCCCCAAGACUGCCAGACAUGCAACUUGGCCUUGAGAUUGUGCUGUUAGAACAGAACAGGACAGGAGAGAGAAUUCGAAGGGUUCCCUUGCCACAAGCUUCCAGCACUUCGGACAGGAGAACCAGGAGGAAGAAGCAGAGGGACCUUCCAGGACCCACUCCACCACAGGCUCCUGAGUGGGCACUCUGGGAGUCACCAGCAGAGAAUCAGGUAGCUGAAACCGAAUUAGGACCUCCCAGGACUCUGAGGACUCAAGAGGCUCAAGAGAGCCUCUUGCCCUGGCAGAUGUAGGAUUUAGGGACCACUCUGUCCCCUCACCCAAUCUGGAAUUCUGCGCAGUAAGCGCUUGGUAAAUAUGGUUGACAGGAUGAUGGAGAUAUCCACCCACUCCUGUCACAUCUCUGCCCUUCCUCCAUGCUCUGCAUAAUUGAUGGCCAGGGAGGCAGUUCCCCUCCCCCAAGGUGACUGAAUGUCUAGGCCAGGGGCUUCUGGCAUAACGUGCCCCCAAAGUCCUGGCGCCAAGGCCCAGCUGGGGGGCAGUGGGACACAGCUGUUAGGUCAGAGAUAAAGGAAACUGAGAGGGCUGUGUGUUGGGAGAGGAAUCUCCAGUUGACUGUAGCUCCCUGGGGCCUGGCUUCCCCUGACUCCCUCAGGUCAGUCUGGAUGAGCUGUGUUAGCCUAAGGACAGGUUGGCGGUGGCCUGAGGAGCCCAGCUAGAGACCCUCCCUUUCCCUGGAUCACAUCUCCUACUUCUUCAGGUAACUCCCACUGCCCUAAAAGACAAACAGGUGAAAUGGUUUCUCUCCCUGUCUCCCUAGCUGCGAGCCCUUGGAUACCAGAGGGGCCUCUGGGGAAGCCUGGUGAACUGGAGGGAGGCUUGGUGGCAAGUGCCUGAGCAUGUCACCCUCUCUAUGCCUGAAACUCCUAGUUGCCAAACACCACAUGAGGACUGAGAACUUUAAAAAUCCAGGUGUGGUGCCUAGUCAAGGCUCAGCUUCUAAAUAGGAAAGACUUGGGAAGGGCACAGAUGGUCUCCACGUUUUCCAGUUCUUUCUCCGCUACUUUUUUCUCAGUGCCCUCUCUGCUUUUCACAUUCAGGCGUUCAAUCCAUCCUUUUCCGAUUUGAUUCUCCCUGCGCUUCACCGUUGCGGUCUCUGAAUUUCUCCGCUCGCACCCCCACCCCGCCCCGUUCUCUGGGUGUGCCUGUUGCCCUUCUGUGUCCCUAUCUCCCCAUCUCCUGCUUUCUCUGUGGCACUGCUCCCCACAUUCCAAGCAGAGUCCCCGCUCCCCAGCACCAAUGGCUCUCCCUCCGCUCGGUGCCCGGGCCGAAGAUGCGUCUGCAUGAGAGGUCGAGGGAGGUAUGCGAAGGAGGGCAGCGCACCCGCGGCCGACUGAGGGGGCCCGGGAUCGGAACCCUGAUCCCCGCCGGGAUCCGGACCACCAGCACAGGCACCGGCCCGGGUCAGGGGCGGGGCCCAGGCGCAGCCCCGCCCCCGCCGCCGCCGCUCACGUGACUCUGGGCUAAUCUUGUCCUGGUGACUUCACACGCCGCCUCGGGCACAGUCGUCAUGGUUACGCCGCAGCGCCCAGCGCUUCCCCCAACCCGCUGAGUCCCCUCCCCUUCCCCACCCGGACCCCCUCCUUCCGCCGCCGGGCCCCCGCCCGGUUCCAGCCACGCGGCCCGCGCCACGUGACGGCCGGGAAGGAGGUCGGGAAGGGGGAGGGGGCGCUGGGGCCGUAACCCCUUCCUCCCCGCCUCGGAGGGCCUUCCUGGGGCUUCCCGCGGGACCCGCGAACGGCCUGAUCCAGCCCACCCUACUUGCGAAAGGUGGCUACCUUUCCAGCCACCCCGCCUUGGGGGCGCGGGCCAAAGCCCUGGGAUCCUGCGGAGUAAAUUCUUGGCCUGGGUUUGUCGUUGGCAUUACGGUGUACAUCUACUCCCCUCCACGGCGCCGAUAGCUCGUAGGAUAUUUUGAGGAUUCAGAGGCUGGAAAUGACUGUGACUAAAGCUUUCUGAGUCUGUUUACUCAAGAAUAUAGAGGGACCGACGGGUACAGCUCCAUCCCUGGGUGGCGGUGAAGAGCCAGGCAGCUCCUGCAUCUUUAGCGUAGGGGCGGCCUUUAAGACGACCGUCCUGCCCGCGCGCCCGUGCUGGGCGAAGCCUGGGAUCCCGGGCCAGAGCGUCGGGGGUCUCGUGGAGGGCGGGCUGUCAGAGGAGCCGGACGCCUGAGCCCACAGUGCCUCCGGACUAAUGGCAGCCACGAUGAAGGAGGGCCCACGGCCCCCCGCCGCACCCAGGCCCAGAGGCCAUGGCCUGCCUCCAUGAGACCCGCACACCCUCUCCCUCCUUCGGGGGUUUCGUGUCCACCCUGAGCGAGGCGUCGAUGCGCAAGCUCGACCCGGACACUUCUGACUGCACCCCUGAGAAGGACCUGACACCCACCCAGUGUGUACUCCGAGAUGUGGUGCCGCUGGGCGGGCAGGGCGGGGGCGGGCCGAGCCCCUCCCCGGGGGGAGAGCCGCCCCCUGAGCCUUUCGCCAAUAGUGUCCUGCAGCUCCACGAGCAGGAUGCAGGGGGCCCUGGGGGAGCCACGGGGUCACCUGAGAGUCGGGCAUCCAGGGUCCGAGCCGAUGAGGUGCGGCUGCAGUGCCAGAGCGGCAGCGGCUUUCUGGAAGGGCUCUUCGGCUGCCUGCGACCUGUCUGGACCAUGAUCGGCAAAGCCUACUCCACAGAGCACAAGCAGCAGCAGGAAGACCUGUGGGAGGUCCCCUUUGAGGAGAUCCUGGACCUGCAGUGGGUGGGCUCAGGGGCCCAGGGCGCGGUGUUCCUGGGACGCUUCCACGGGGAGGAAGUGGCUGUAAAGAAGGUACGGGACCUGAAGGAGACGGACAUCAAGCACCUGCGGAAGCUGAAGCACCCCAACAUCAUCACCUUCAAGGGCGUAUGCACCCAGGCUCCCUGCUACUGCAUCCUCAUGGAGUUCUGCGCCCAGGGCCAGCUGUACGAGGUCCUGCGGGCUGGCCGCCCUGUCACCCCCUCAUUGCUGGUUGACUGGUCCAUGGGCAUCGCCGGUGGCAUGAACUACCUGCACCUGCACAAGAUUAUCCAUAGAGACCUCAAGUCCCCCAACAUGCUAAUCACGUACGACGAUGUGGUGAAGAUCUCCGAUUUUGGCACUUCCAAGGAGCUGAGUGACAAGAGCACCAAGAUGUCCUUUGCAGGGACAGUAGCCUGGAUGGCCCCUGAAGUGAUCCGCAACGAGCCUGUGUCCGAGAAGGUUGACAUCUGGUCCUUUGGCGUGGUGCUGUGGGAACUGCUGACUGGUGAGAUCCCCUACAAAGACGUAGAUUCCUCAGCCAUCAUCUGGGGCGUGGGAAGCAACAGUCUCCAUCUGCCAGUGCCCUCCAGCUGCCCAGACGGCUUCAAAAUCCUGCUUCGCCAGUGUUGGAACAGCAAACCAAGAAAUCGUCCAUCGUUCCGUCAGAUCCUGCUGCACCUGGACAUCGCCUCAGCCGACGUCCUGUCCACACCCCAGGAGACUUACUUUAAGUCCCAGGCAGAGUGGCGCGAAGAGGUAAAGCUGCACUUUGAAAAAAUUAAGUCAGAAGGGACCUGUCUGCACCGCCUAGAAGAGGAGCUGGUGAUGCGGAGGAGGGAGGAGCUCAGACACGCCUUGGACAUCCGGGAGCACUACGAAAGGAAGCUGGAGAGAGCCAACAACCUGUACAUGGAGCUUAAUGCCCUCAUGUUGCAGCUGGAGCUCAAGGAGAGGGAGCUGCUCAGGAGGGAACAAGCUUUAGAGCGGAGAUGCCCAGGUCUGCUUAAGUCACACCCUUCCCGAGGCCUCCUGCAUGGGAACACUAUGGAGAAGCUCAUCAAGAAGAGGAAUGUCCCACAGAAACUGUCACCCCACAGUAAAAGGCCAGAUAUCCUCAAGACUGAAUCUUUGCUACCUAAACUUGAUGCUGCCCUGAGUGGGGUGGGGCUUCCUGGGUGUCCUAAGGGCCCCCCCUCACCAGGACGUAGUCGUCGUGGCAAGACUCGUCACCGCAAGGCCAGCGCCAAGGGCAGCUGUGGAGACCUGCCUGGGCUUCGUGCAGCUUUGCCACCCCAUGAACCUGGGGGACCAGGAAGCCCAGGGGGGCUAGGAGGGGGACCCUCAGCCUGGGAGGCCUGCCCUCCAGCCCUGCGUGGGCUCCACCAUGACCUCCUGCUUCGAAAGAUGUCUUCAUCAUCCCCGGAUCUGCUGUCAGCAGCACUGGGAGCCCGGGGCCGAGGGGCCACAGGGGGAGCUGGGGAUCCUGGCUCACCACCUCCAGCUCGGGGAGAUACCCCGCCAAGUGAGGGCUCCGCACCAGGCUCCACCAGCCCAGAUUCACCUGGGGGAGCCAAAGGGGAGCCACCUCCACCAGUAGGGCCUGGUGACGUUGUGGGGCUGCUGGGAACUGGAAGGGAAGGGACGGCGGGACGGGGAGGAAGCCGGGCUGGGUCCCAGCACCUGACCCCAGCUGCACUGCUGUACAGGGCUGCUGUCACCCGGAGCCAGAAACGUGGUAUCUCAUCGGAGGAAGAGGAAGGAGAGGUGGACAGUGAAGUAGAGCUGCCAUCAAGCCAGAGGUGGCCUCAAGGCAUGAACAUGCGCCAGUCACUGUCCACCUUCAGCUCAGAGAAUCCAUCUGAUGGGGAGGAGGGCACAGCCAGUGAGCCCUCCCCCAGCGGCACACCUGAAGUUGGCAGUACCAACACCGACGAGCGGCCAGAUGAGCGGUCUGAUGACAUGUGUUCCCAGGGCUCAGAAAUCCCACUGGACCCACCUGCAUCAGAGGUGGUUCCUGGCCCCGAACCCAGCUCCCGACCCAUCCCACACCAGGACCUACCCAGAGGGGAGCAGGGCCCUCCCACUAAUGAGGACUCAGACUGUGACAGCACUGAACUGGACAACUCCAACAGUGGUGAAGCCUUGCAGCCUCCAGCCUCCCUCCCUCCAUGAAAGCCACUCUGAUUCCUGUACAUAGAAAAAUUAUUUAUAUAAAUAAUAUAUAAGCGCCACAUAAUCAACAGAGAAAGAUGGGGCUGUCCCAGCCUUAAGUCAGGCUCAAGGGAGUCUGACCCCUGACCAAUUCACCUGAUGAAACUCUAGGGCUACUGGCAGCUGUGGAAAUGAAGGACAAGUACUACCCUAGAGCUGUGGGUACGGGCAGACUGGCCCCUUCCUGCUUCACCCCAUUAUGUUCAGCGAGCGGUAAGGCAAUAGAAAAGCCAGACUUGCCUCUUACGUUCCUCUAUACUCUUUUCCCCCAACCCUGGGGAGGAGGAAAGGGAGCCACUUAGACUGCACUUUUUUGUUUUCCGUUUACUCUGUUUACACAUUUUGCACUUGGGAGGAGGGAGGCAAAGGCUGGGUCCUCCCCUCUGAGGUUUCUCAGGUGGCAAUGUAACUAAUUUCUUUGUCCCUCCAUUUCUCUGCCCAGGCCCUGGCUUAGGGCUGAGGGGGAGGUUAGGAGAUUGUGAAAGCAUGUGAUGGCUCAGGCUGAAGGAAGGGGAUUAGAAGUUUUAAGUCCCUGCUUUUAUCCUGGUGCCUGAUUGGGGUGGGGACUGUCAUAUUGUAACCCCUGUGAAAAAUCUUAAAAUAUAGCCACUCCACGCAGG
Mustela erminea (ermine) is the source of this 10689-nucleotide messenger RNA. It is a transcript of the gene MAP3K12, whose product is annotated as mitogen-activated protein kinase kinase kinase 12. The record is from RefSeq and is a predicted model, not a curated record. Bases 7349 to 10030 code for a protein of 893 amino acids. Gene Ontology annotation, biological process: JNK cascade; protein autophosphorylation. Lineage: Eukaryota; Metazoa; Chordata; Mammalia; Carnivora; Mustelidae. Gene Ontology annotation, molecular function: ATP binding; JUN kinase kinase kinase activity. The transcript has 15 exons.